GCGUUACGACAAACGAGCAUGCGCGGUACUGGCCGCGAGAAGAAAAAAAAUUGCGCCGCUAGCCGGAGAACGCGAACCAAGACGGUAAGCGCAUGCCCGUUAUCGACCUGCCGGGGAGCUCAUGCGCAGAAUAGUCAUAAUUUGAAGGUUACAGUCGUGAUCCUCUCGCCCACUGUUACUCAACUUCAGAAGCUUUAAGAUGUGCGGACUUCAACUCCCAGAAUUCCAAGCUGUAUGUAAUCCCACGGUCUGAAGACAAAACUUCCUGGAUACUUUUGACGCCUCCCCCCCACCCCGGAAGGCUGUUAUAGAGGCCCAUAAGAAAACAGUAGAAAAAUCCAGGAUUUGUGCGGAGCUGCGACUAGGCAACAGCAGCCUUUCCCUUCUCAAGCAAAAGGUAGCAGCAAAGCCUGCGUGGUGUUUGUAACGCGAGUAAGCCAGGACUCUUUUGCACUGCGAAGAAAAUGGAGCUGAUGUCUUUACUUGGGGCGGGGGCGGUGAUCACGAAAGGAGGCUGCGGCUGAGGCUGUUCGGGAGAUUUUUAUUAAUCUACUCCGUUGUAGAUUAAUAAAAAUUCAUAUAAUGAUACUUUCGGGCUGCUGUUGAGAGUUAGGACCCUGCAGCGUAUCCGAGGUUUCUUCUGGCUUCUGAUUCUCCCCGUCCCUAGCGCAACCAGGAUAUUAAGCUGAAAAGCCCCCGGAAACGUUUGCAGUGAGGAUAAUUUAAACCUUUAUGUGACUGCCAAGCAAAUAACUUAUCCUGCAUUGCACUACCAGUUCUCACUUCAUUUGAGAAAAUAAGAGUUGCAUUAAAGUUUCUUCUAAAGGAGAAGAGAAUUUUGGAGGCAUUCGCACGAGUUUUGUCUUCCUGCACUUAAAGCUCCGCAUUUUGAGAGCUUGAUUCCCUCCGAUGACGAGGUUCUUGAAGAAUCAGUACUUCCAGGGUAUUUAGGAUCUCAACAAGAUGCCAUAUCUUGGUUCAGAGGAUACAGUGAAGGAGCUGAAGAGGGCCCUGUCCAACCCUCAUGUGCAAGCUGACCGUCUUCGCUAUAGAAAUGUUAUCCAACGAGUGAUCAGGCAUAUGACCCAAGGUGUAGAUGUCUCCAGUGUCUUUAUGGAGAUGGUUAAAGCUAGUGCUACCAUAGACAUUGUUCAGAAGAAGCUAGUGUACUUGUAUAUGUGUACAUACGCUCCACUGAAGCCUGAUCUAGCUCUUUUAGCUAUCAAUACUCUGUGCAAAGACUGUUCAGACCCCAACCCUAUGGUUAGGGGUCUGGCUCUGCGUAGCAUGUGCAGUCUGAGGAUGCCUGGCAUACAAGAAUAUAUUCAGCAGCCAAUCCAGAAUGGUCUACGAGACAAAGCUUCUUAUGUAAGGAGAGUAGCUGUUCUUGGAUGUGCAAAGAUGCAAAAACUCCAAGGAGAUUGUGAAGUGGAUGGUGCACUAGUUAAUGAGUUAUAUAGUUUGCUUCGGGAUCAGGAUCCUAUUGUGGUGGUAAAUUGUCUGAGGGCUCUUGAGGAAAUUCUGGCACGUGAAGGAGGAGUUGUCAUCAACAAACCCAUUGCCCACCAUCUUCUUAACAGGAUGCCAGAUCUAGAUCAAUGGGGGCAGAGUGAGGUGUUGACCUUUCUGCUGCGAUACAAGCCCCGCAGUGAAGAAGAGCUUUUUGAUAUCCUUAAUUUACUGGAUGGAUACCUUAAAAGUAGCAGUUCCAGUGUAGUGAUGGCUGCCACAAAACUCUUCUUGGUACUGGCUAGAGACUUCCCACAUGUCCAGGCAGAUGUGCUUGUAAGAGUAAAAGGUCCACUCCUAACAGCAUGCACCUCUGGAAGUAGAGAACUCUGUUUCACUGCUUUGUGUCAUGUGCGCCAGAUAAUAGACAGCCUUCCUGGCCAUUUCAGUAGCCAAUAUAAGAAGUUCUUCUGUUCUUACUCGGAACCACAUUAUAUCAAGUGCCAGAAAAUGGAGGUGCUGUGCAAGUUGGUGAAUGAUGAGAAUGUGCAGCAUAUAUUGGAGGAGCUGAGAGAUUACUGUACUGAUGUAUCAACAGAGCUCGCCCGGGGAGCAAUAUUUGCCAUAGGAAACAUUGCAAGAACCUAUUCAGAGCAAUGUGUGAGGAUUCUAACAGAACUCCUUGAGCUGAAGCAAGAACAUAUAACAUCAGCUGUAGUGCAGGUGUUCCGGGAUCUAGUAUGGUUGUGCCCACAGUGUAUAGAGUGUGUGUCCCAGUCUUUGUCUGGCUGUGAAGAGACCAUCCAGGAUAGUGAGGGAAAGCAAGCAUUAAUCUGGCUGCUGGGUGUACAUGGAGAAAGAGUUCCCAAUGCCCCUUAUAUAUUAGAAGAUUUUGUGGAGAAUGUGAAAUCAGAACCAUUUUCAGUUGUAAAGCUGGAACUACUGACUGCUUUGGCCCGGCUAUUCAUAGCACGUCCAGCUGAGUGUCAGGAUACACUUGGGCGAUUACUUUAUUAUUGCAUUGAGGAGGAAAAAGACAUGGCAGUUCGGGACCGUGCACUAUUUUACUACCGUCUUUUACAAGCUGGUAUGGAAGAAACAAAAGGAAUUCUGUGCAGCCCAACAUCUGAUCGUUCUCUCCGCCUUUUGGAGGAGCAGACUGAAAGUUCCAUUAAUGAAUGGGUCUCUGACUUUAAUUCCUUGGUGCCCAUCUAUGGCAAAGAGCAAUGGGCAGCUAUGACAGCGAGUCGAGCUGUUGAUCUCCACUGUGCAGACUCCAGCUGUGAUGAUUCCAAAACAAGAGACAAAGCACCACUGAUGCUAGAAAAGGAGAAGGUCCCUGAUACCAAUACCAGUUCCAGUAGCCUUAUUUUAAUGUCCAGCAUCUGUCUGGCUGCAGAGCAGUUUGAGAGGACAUGGCUAAACCUGGCUGUUGGCUGCCAGCAAGCUGUUCCUUGGCAGGAAACCAUGCAGCCAGAGACUUUGCAGGCUGCCCUGCAGGUGGUCCAUAUUCAGACUAUUGCAAUGAGCAAGCCUGGUUCACAGACAUGGAAAGCCUACCUAGGGGCACAGGAUGACACAGGAUGUCUUUUCCUAACUGAGCUGCUGCUGGAGACAGGAAGUACAGAAAUGCAGAUGUUAGUGAAGCAGAGUGAAAACAAGCUAGAAGCACUGCAGGCCUUUGUCUCACUCUUGAAGACAGUUCUGGAGACAGUGGCAGGCCUGACAUCCUGAUUCUUUCUAAUCUCUGAUGUUGGUCAUAAGCAGGAAGAGGCAGAGACUUUGUAUAUGGUUUACUUGUUGUAUUCUUCAAAUGAAGCUGUAGUUCUUACAAGUUGACAGUAAAGGCUUUCUAGAGCAUAGCUUUCAGUGCAGAUGAAAACUAUGUGUCUAGAAAGAUAUGUGCAAAGAAACCAGUCACCCUUAAAAGGCAAAAUAAGAGCAUGUUUAUGGACAAACAAAGGGGAUUUUGUAUAAAUCUACAGAACUACAAUGGUAAGAGCUGAGAUUUCAGGGUGAUGGCAGAUUAAGGAGGAUUUGUGUGUUUGGAAGGAAUCACAAGCAAUAUUCUCUCUAAUUUCUGACAUCUGUGUGUGGAAAAAAUUGUUUUGUGUAGCUUUUCCCAAACCAAGUACAAAUUUGUGUGCUACAAUAUGAGUAUAUGUGUUAAUUGUAAAUAAAAAUAUAA
Messenger RNA from Python bivittatus (Burmese python), 3637 nucleotides. It is a transcript of the gene AP4B1, whose product is annotated as adaptor related protein complex 4 subunit beta 1. Gene Ontology annotation, cellular component: membrane coat; clathrin adaptor complex. Gene Ontology annotation, biological process: intracellular protein transport; vesicle-mediated transport. NCBI's taxonomy places the organism in Eukaryota, Metazoa, Chordata, Lepidosauria, Squamata, Pythonidae. The record is from RefSeq and is a predicted model, not a curated record. Gene Ontology annotation, molecular function: clathrin binding.